Messenger RNA from Daldinia caldariorum, 1407 nucleotides. RefSeq lists its product as uncharacterized. The coding region runs from base 383 to 1177 and encodes 264 amino acids. The record is from RefSeq and is a predicted model, not a curated record. The transcript is spliced from 3 exons. NCBI's taxonomy places the organism in Eukaryota, Fungi, Ascomycota, Sordariomycetes, Xylariales, Hypoxylaceae. Gene Ontology annotation, cellular component: EMC complex.
GUAUAGAUAGGUACUUAUUUGAUAGGGAAAUUAUUCUCAUCGCAACUGCCCAAUUUAUAUUAUAAUACGGAGCCUUUCUAAACAUAAUAAGUGUGUAUGGGACUCUUCUUUCCCAUAGUAUACCUCUAACAGGCAGGUAACGGCAAGAUCUAUCUCCAACGGGGUUACACAUGCAUGUCCCCACAUGUUACAAGUACCUAGUUAUCUAAGGUACGUACCUCACACUUCACAACUUACAGCAUCAAGGUAACCUUCGAAAUCCUACAGCUUCAGCUUUACUUUGCCCACUUUUAGGCCAGCUCCCGCCCUCUUCCAGUCUCCCAUAACCAUCUACUAGAAAGGACCCCUAUAACAAAAAGAAAGGCUACGAGCAAGGAUCAAGAUGCAAAUAACCUUCUCAACGGCCCUCCUCGGCGCCCUCACCCUCCUAGCCGGCUCGCCCUCCGCCGCCGCCGCCAAAUCCCAACGCCCGCCGCAGACGACCCUCACGCUCUGGGUCCCGUCCUCGCAGUCCCUGCCGAACCCGCACGUCCUCCCGCCCAGCACGCACGCGACCCUCUCGGCCCUGCGCGCGUCCUACGACGCGCCCCUCACCGCCGUCGGCUCCUUCGUCUUCCGCAACGUGACCCCGGGCUCCUACCUCGCCGACGUGCACUCCCCCACCCACGCCUUCGCCCCGCUGCGGAUCGACGUCCUCCAGCACGCCCCCGCGGAAGACGACGGCGACGAGUCGGCGGCGAACGGGCUGUUGACCGUGCGCGCUUGGGAGACGUACCGCGGCAACGACUGGGAUAAUAAGGGCCAGGAGGCGCCCCGUACCGGCAGCGGGUUCGCGGUCAGGGCGUUGGGGCCUAAGGAGUAUUUCAUCGAGAGGAGUUCUUUCUCCGUCCUCAGCAUCCUCAAGAACCCUAUGAUCCUCAUGGGCCUCGUCAGCAUGGCCCUGUUCAUCGGCAUGCCGAAGCUGAUCGAGAACAUGGACCCCGAAAUGCGCGCCGAGUGGGAGGAGCAGCAGAAGAACAACCCGAUGAGCAGCCUCAUGGGCGGCGGCGGCGGCGGCGGCGGCUCCAAGCCCGGCGCCAACUUCGACAUGGCCGCCUACCUCGCCGGCCAGGGCGCUACCAAGAAAGACGAAUCCGAGUCCGGGUCCGGGGACGCGAAGAAAGGGGGCAGGAGAUGAGAAAGCCUAAGAGCGGAGAAUAGUAGGGGAAACAUAGGUUGGAUAAUUACCUACCUAAGUAGGUAGGUAGUCGUACAGAGAAAAUAUUUAGACGCGCUGGGAAAUUAGAAUAAACCAGGGUUACCUUAGAGGUAUUUAUGAAAAGUCCCCUAAGGUUAGGUACAUAAUUAACGACGACGCCUUAUUUAUUAUUUUAUAAACGGGACAACUUUGAUUCCGGAUUACUUCUU